Messenger RNA from Temnothorax curvispinosus, 5030 nucleotides. RefSeq names its product putative RNA-binding protein Luc7-like 1. The transcript has 4 exons. Lineage: Eukaryota; Metazoa; Arthropoda; Insecta; Hymenoptera; Formicidae. Bases 3664 to 4632 code for a protein of 322 amino acids. Gene Ontology annotation, molecular function: mRNA binding. Gene Ontology annotation, cellular component: U1 snRNP; U2-type prespliceosome. The record is from RefSeq and is a predicted model, not a curated record. Gene Ontology annotation, biological process: mRNA splice site recognition.
AACAAAUUUCAAGUCAAAUACUCCGACUCGAAGGUCUGCAAGAGUUUUUUGCUGGCCUGCUGCCCACAUGAAAUCCUCUCGUCGACGGGCUCACAAUAAGCGAAUUUAAAUAAGGGACAAGCGCCGGAGGGGAAGCGUUUUCGCCUUAUCUAAUCCGAACAACGUACCUCAGGAAUUGAUUACGAUCAAUUCACACUGGAUACCGUCGAAGUGCAACACGGGGCAGGCGUUUUUAAUCGUACUGUCGAUACACACGCGCAUAGUAUACCGUAGAUUACCUCGGGGCUUAGAACAGCCAAAAUGUACGUUGCGCGCGGCUUGGAAAUUAUACGAGCGCGAGAGAAUGUUGCGAGGGAUCCACGUUUUCAUUCCACGUUAUUUUUUUCCUCCUUCCAAACCGCGGAGCACAGUCUUGCCUGUUCUAUUCCCCCGGAACGCGGUUGUGGACAUACAUCUAAUUAUCUAAUGUACACCGAGAAUACUGCAAUUCCCAUCGCAGUGAUAUCGGGCAGCACACGGGGUGACACCGUGGUGUCUUGAGAUGAAGACGCAAUUGCAUGCACGUCCUGCAUAUAUGCGGUCGAUCGAGCAACACUUUUAUAGAUUACCGGAUUAUACGGCAUACGGUUGAUGCAUAGGCAAACUAUAACUAAAGUACUGCUUCGCGCAUUUCAGUGUCAUCUUGUGCGAAUUGAUCACAGGGAUGUUUGCUAUCUCUCUCUCUUUCUUUCUCUCCCUCUCUCUUUCGUAUUCUCCUACACGUGGCUGCCUGAGCCACCCCUCAUCGGAUUCUCGAGUUUUAUAACAAGAUCGAUGCUCCAAUAUAUUCAAGCGUGCCUCUCUACCGUCUCUGGAAUAAUAAUCAAGUUGUUUCUAUUAUAAGUUUAUUAUAGUCUGCGUGACAGACAUUUUAAAAGUGCCGUCCCACUAUGUGCUCCUUCUCUCCCUGCCUCUCUCUCUUUAUCUCUCUAUCUCUCAGGCAGCUACUAACGUAGGAAAGUUUCUUUACACGGAAAAUGCCAGCGCUCGCUCUAAGCGGAGUUGCUUUUUAAUCUUUAAUCAGUCAACUCUCAAUGUCAUCCGUGGAUUUAUCGGAAUUUAUUUUACAUAAUUUUACGUAACACGCGUGGAUUUCGAAAGCCUGUCGCUGGCAUGAUUGAUGCUGAAAAGGAUCUCGAGAGGUUUACUGAGUUUUCUUAUCGGAUUUAUAGAACAAUCUUUUUUAUCAGAAGUAAAUAAGAGCAAAGUUGGUGGUUAAUUCCAUCUUGGAUGGAUUUAUCUCUGUGUAAUUUAUUCGAUUAUUAUUUUUUUCUCUCAGAAUGAACGAUGUCACUUAUUCAUUUCUAUAUCAAUCUGCGUCCCUCGCUUUCAUUUCUCCUCAAGGAUUUUAAUUAGAUUCCCGACGAGUAUAAAGGGCUCAUAGCUUGAAUAAGGAAGAUGUAAAUGGAAUUGUACUUCAUUCUGUACCGCCUUUAUUCUCGAUCAGCCUAGAUUGUAUUCAGAUUCAAAUCCCGGAUGAAGUGUAAUUCCGGUAGAAUUGACAAAUAUAAAGCAGUUAUUCGGAUACUAGCAAUUUUACUUUUUUUUCCUUUUUUUUUUACGUAAUAAGCAUUAAAGAAUGUAAUAUUUUGUGAAUGAAAAUCAUUUAGAUCGGAUCAAAUUGUGAGACACACGUGAAAAUAUAUUGAAACGUAACGGUGAGAGAUAGCAAACACUCCUGAAGGUCCCGCGAUAUAAUUUCUACAAACGAGAAUUGUUAAUUGAAAAAAAUAUUGAGAACGAACCAAAAGAGGCAGACAGUAAAGAAAUAUUAUUUAAAGUUUAAACGAAACGAAAAUUACGAAAAAAUACUAAUGGCAAUUCGCUCGAACGAGAAAUAUGCUGAUAUGCAGAUCCACUAAUGUCAACGUAACUACAGUUCUAUUUCCAGAGUCUCUGGAAAAAGCAAUUCCAAUCAGAUCCAUUGUACAAUAUUGUUGCGAGUAUUGUCCGCUCAUAUGUCCGUGUUGUACUUGUCACUCUCACACGCGCGUUACUGUAAGUACUGAAAACGAGAAGAGGACGUACGUAUUACACCUACAAUUUGAUUUACCUUUACCAUAAUUCAAGUGCUAAAUAUACAUAUAUAUAUGCAUAUCUAUAUCUAUAUCUAUGUAUAUAUAUCUAUAUAUAUAUUAAUUCGAUAACGAGAGACGAUAAAGGCGGGCGGUUUACCUCAGCCCCUCUACCGGUUUUUUUUCCCACACGGUGGCGAGGCUGAGUGAAUAUGCCGAAUGAAUAAAUUCCCAGAAUCCCCCUCGAAAAGGCCUGUAAACAGUGAGUUCGGUGAGUAGAGCGUCAUGCUGAUUCAUGAGACGAUGUCUUAAUGUCGCUUCUUACUAAUAAUGCCGUUUACGGCAGGUAGGAUUGACAAGUUUACUUUGAGAAUGUGUGUGAGAAAAUAUAUAUCAUCCUGUGGAAGUAUAUGGGUGCAGGAAAUGAAGCAGUGAUCUGUAAGUAGAAGAUUUGCGAAUUGCCAAGUACCUACGACGUUCGUUGUAGAUGUCUCGUUGGUGUCUUUCCUCGCGCGAGAGUUUCACAUUCGGGGGGAGGAGAAUUUUCCCCCCUUCUGUUUCGAUACCGUUCUAAGAGUUUAAAAACAAGGAGAAAUUUUCCUUGAUCCUCUCUCGCGCUGAUUCGGUGUAGACUUUGAGAUUAAUGUAGAUCUUUUAAUUCAUAAUUAGGCGGAGCGCCUUAUAAAUACCGAUCGCGACGAUUAAGGAGAUUUUUAGCAUUAGUUCCUCGGACUCGUUCACGCGGUUAUUUAUUAAUAUCUUUGGCAAUUUGCAACAUCCAAACGUGUCUCGGCAAGAGAAAAUAUGAGAGGUGGCAUGACGCAGAGAGACGUGUGAUUAGGCGGAUUAGUACAACAAGCGCCAGUUCCAUUAGAAAAAUUUCCUUCAACCAUUGGAUGUGUACGUAUUGAAUCCGUUUUUUUUUUCUAAAAAUUCGUUUAGCAGCCAACAUAAGACACGAUUCGUGCCGUACGUAAAAUAGUAUAUUAAACCAUUAUAGGCUGUAAGUUCUCUUUCGUAGAAAAAAAGUGAACAUUAUGAAACUUAAGGUGUGUGCUGAUUAUAGCUUCAUUGCCAUCGCAUUCUCGUGUCAGGCGGAGAACUGUUGCCACCCUGUAAGUGAAAACAACAAACUAUUUAUCUGUACAAAUCUGCAUUUCUACUUUUACACGCGAUGCUAGAUCGCUUGACGAUCUCAAUCGCUUCAUUAUUGUACGCUCUAUCCUAGCCCGUGCAGGAAGACGAGCUCACGUUUCCGUGAGUUCACGUAAAAAGAAUGAAAAGAAUGAAAAAAAUAAUAUAUAUAUAUAUAAAGAAAAAGAUGAAAACCUAUUGGACCGUCUUAUCCUAAGGAUACAGGCGAACAUAAGCUCAGAAUUUUUGUCGUAUCAUCUCUGUCUCUCUCCUAGAUUAUCGAUUCGUGCUAUUUUCCAGUCGCGGCACCGCGACCAAGUACGUUAUAUUCUUGUCAAGUAAGAAACUAAGAAGUAUCUCGUAAAUACGCAAUGUUGGGAAGGGUCUCUAACUCGUAUAACGCAUAGAAUCGAUAAGGCCCUACGAUCGGAGGGACCGUAAAUCUAAUCAUGAUCUGAUUUGUAAAUCGUAGCGCAUGGACCUGGGAGAUUGCCCCCAGAUUCACGACUUGGCCCUACGGGCUGACUUCGAGGCCGCGCAAAAGAAGAAGGAUCACUUCUAUGACAUUGACGCGAUGGAGCAUCUUCAGAACUUCAUUGCCGACUGCGAUCGUCGUACAGAGCAAGCCAAGCAGCGACUGGCAGAGACGCAGGAGGAACUGAGCGCAGAGGUGGCGGCGAAGGCGAACAACGUCCACGUGCUCGCCGAGGAGAUCGGUAAGAAACUAGCCAAGGCCGAGCAGCUCGGCGAGGAGGGCUUUGUCGAGGAGUCGAUGAAGCUGAUGGGCGAGAUCGAUGAGCUGCGCAAAAAGAAGAACGAAGCGGAACAGGAGUAUCGAAACAGUAUGCCGGCGUCAAGUUAUCAGCAGCAGAAGCUGAGAGUGUGCGAAGUUUGCAGCGCGUAUCUUGGAAUACACGACAAUGACAGACGGCUGGCGGAUCACUUUGGUGGGAAGCUGCAUCUCGGUUUCAUCAAAAUCCGUGAGAAGCUCGCCGAUCUUCAAAAGACCGUCGAGGAGAGGCGUAAGGAGAAGCGCGAGUCUAUGCUCGACAGAAGACGGGACAGAGACAGGGAGGACCGCGACAAAGAUCGCGAUAGGGACAGGAACCGCGGAGGAUUGGGCUACAGAGGAGACCGCGACCGCGACAGAGAUCGCGACCGCGACCGUGACCGCGAUCGAGACCGUGACCGUGACCGCGAUCGUGAUCGCGACCGUGAUCGCGACCGUGACCGUGAUCGUGGUGGUGAUCGCGAUCGCGAUCGUGACCGCGAUCGCGAACGCGAUCGCGGUGGUGAUCGGGACCGGGAACGCAGGGACAGCGGUAGGAAAAAGUCACGAUCUCGCAGUCGCAGUCGUGGAAGAAGAGCAAAACGUUCUCGCAGUGGCAGCCACAGCCGUCGAUCUCGUUCUCGUCGCAGUGGAUCUAACGACCGUAAGAGAUAAAGAGACAAGAUGUAUAAGGACUAUGCUCAAUGGUUUUUUUUCCUUUCUCGCACGCGCACUUUCGUACAUGUAAUGUGUAACACCAAGCCGUGCGCACGAGACAUUUGCGCCGAACGUCCGUAGCAAAUGCGAUAUCCCAUUUUGACAUGAUCUUUGUACAUUACUUGUCACCCAAUUGAUAUGUUAUUGCGAUAUAGUAUUUAUGUCGAAUCUAUUCCUACUCUCUGAGAUAUAUCUUAAAUUUCGUUUAGAUCUACUUUAUAUGUAAUCUAUCUUGGCUUUUAAAAAUAGUUUUAACCUAUUGUAAAUAAGAAUAACUUAAGUACAACUUUUAGCAGUUGUUACAUGUUUACCAUAUUUGAGCAUAUACAAUAAUAAAUAGUGGCAACAUAAAUAAU